AUGGUGGACCAGUUUCUACAAUUUGCCAUUGGUAACGGACUGCCCUUGGCGGAGAAAAAUGCAAAAGACACGGAGCAUUUACUGCUGGUAUCCCUUACGGACCUUGAAGAUGUCGACGAAACGAGUCUUGUGCAACAUUUCCAGCGUUUUCUGCAAGACAAAAACGUCAAUAUUCAUCCAUGGCAACAGUCCACUGAAGUGCUGCAGUCAAUCACGCACCAAGGUCAAAACCGGGAUAGCCAGGCCAACCUUUAUGCAAUGGCCAUCCUGGCCCAUCGCGCAGGAUGGUCAAGCCUGAUCGUUGCGGACGACCUGACAAAGCGCCAGCUCAAGGGAAAUUGUCGAGUGGGUGAAAGUCCGUCGAUUUCCGUCGUCAUGAUUUCUAUUCGACCAUGUACUGCGCAGGAGGAUCAUGAAGUUCGCGUGGUUGCCAAACGUACUACUGGAGAAAAGGACAACACAGAAUUGAUGGAGACGCUUCAGGACUUUGAGCCGCAAGAAGUGGCUUCGCGUAACAACGAAGUAUUUAUGAACGACGGCUUGGUGCUUCAUGACGCAGAUCGAGGCGUGUUCACGGAUGAUAUAGUAGCGAAGCUAGGGUGGGAAGAAUAUUCAAAUAGUGGCUCAACGACGAAAGACGGCUCAUGGGUAAUCAAUCAUGGAGCACAACCCGUUGCAUUACCGCCAUGGGUGCGUCAAGACAACCGCCAUCUGAACAUUUUCCUAAUGUUCCCAACUGCAGAAGAUGAGCUUGCCAAUAUCAAGUCAACACUGCAGAGCGCCGCGCGGAAUUUCACCCAAGAAGACGGCGCUGAAGACCCAGAGAUGGAGAUUCAAUUGAUCUCAUGGGAGUAUCAUCGCGUGCAGUCUCGACGCGGAUUCCUCAACCUGUGGAACGGAUAUCAGCAGCAGAUUCUGGCCAACGACUAUUCGUCAAGCGUUUACUUCCUGCUGGAACCCACUAGGGAUACCGAGAAUGCCCUUAUCGGAACUCUGUACUAUGACAUGAUAGGACCAGCCAUCGUAUCGUGGGUAUCUCUGAAGGAGGUCAUCAGCACAGCGCAGUCCUGGGGAUUAUCUGCUAAAGAAUGCCUAGAUCGACCGGAGCCCUACAUUCUAGAGAGACGGGAGUCAGAUGUCACUGAGCUCAUGUAUCGACCAGAACAACCGUUCUAUGUGGAAAAUCCACCUUGGCUCCCGGCCGAUGAUUGUAUCUACUGGGUUCCAGUAUUUUAUCUUACUAGUAAACUCACCAGAGAGCAGGACCAGGCGAUUCGCGCUGAGCUACAUACGAUGAAUCAGAUUGACUCGGAAUAUUGGGACAGAAAACAUUGCUGUUUUGUCCCCUGGAAAGACGACCAGCGAGAUGGAACAUUGGAAGAUAUGUGGGAUGUAUUCUGGGAUGUUUACACGUAUAAGAGAGGUCGCGCGACGGCGGUUACCUCACCUCUCCCUAUGUUCUUCAUCGACCAGCAGUCUGGACAUGACCUGACUGUCAUCGCGGUAGAUUCUGACACCCUCUACACCAGAAAGUCAAACACUGCUGCAGCGGAGAUUCUGAAAGAUACACCAGCCCGAAAGGUCAGAGGGUUCUUCCACGGCCGACUCAGCGGCCGGGAUGCACAUAUCGCACAUGCGAACCUGAGCAUCGCAAACUUGAACUUUGAUGAAUUUACUGAGCCAAAUCAGUUCCCGAGACCGGGUUGGCCAGGCCACGGGAUAUUGGAAGACGAUGAUUAA
Aspergillus chevalieri is the source of this 1740-nucleotide messenger RNA. RefSeq lists its product as uncharacterized. Bases 1 to 1740 code for a protein of 579 amino acids. The transcript has a single exon. NCBI's taxonomy places the organism in Eukaryota, Fungi, Ascomycota, Eurotiomycetes, Eurotiales, Aspergillaceae. The record is from RefSeq and is a predicted model, not a curated record.